Messenger RNA from Trichomonas vaginalis G3, 1098 nucleotides. Its product is annotated as spectrin binding. The record is from RefSeq and is a predicted model, not a curated record. Gene Ontology annotation, molecular function: protein binding. The coding region runs from base 1 to 1098 and encodes 365 amino acids. The transcript has a single exon. Lineage: Eukaryota; Parabasalia; Trichomonadida; Trichomonadidae.
AUGAAUCAGAAGAAACGCAAAUUAUACGAUUCCUAUGAAUUCACGCUUGAUGUUCAUAAAGAAAACACAAUAUGGAAAGCACUAAUAGAUGAUGACUUAAAAGCAUUAAUUCCAUUCACAGAAGAAAAUGAUUUUAAUCCAAAAAGAGGUAUAAAAAGCCAGUUCUAUCCAAAAGAUGAAAUGGAGAAACCUUUCACAUUAAUUGAAUUCUGCUGUUUUCAUGGCUCUGUAAAUUGUUUUAAGUUUUUAAGAACGAAAUUCAACUUAAAAAUCACAUUCAGGUGCGUUAAUUUUUCAAUGUUGAGCGGAGUUCCAGAUAUUAUGAGCGAAUGCUUGAAGGUGAAAAAGCCAGGUUUAUAUAGCAUGAAAUACGCAAUUAUUUCACAUAACAUUGAUUUUGUUUCCUUCUUGAUGAAUGAACAUGAUUUAGUAAUCAGCAUGCAUGAUUGCUAUAAUUUCAAUAAUCUUCAAGCAUAUUUGGUUUAUUUAGAUCAAACACAACAAUUCGACAAAUGUUUUAUUUAUUCACCAGCGUUUAAUCUUCCGCCUCUUUUUGAUUAUUUAAUUGCGCAUGGUGCAUCCAUAAAUCCAAUUAGUACUGAGAAUAAAACGGCGCUUUAUAUUGCUGCUAAAUAUGGAUUCAAAACCGCUGUUGAAUAUUUGAUUGCGCAUGGAGCAAAUGUUAAUAUAAAAACAUUACCUCUUUUCACUACUCCUCUCCAUGAAGCUGCAAUUCAUGAUUAUCCUGAAAUAGCAGAGAUUCUUAUUUUACAUGGUGCAGAAAUCAAUGCAAUAUCUGCUAGAAUGAAAACUCCUCUUCACCGUGCAAUACAAAAAAAUAGUAUAGAAACUGCCAAAGUUCUUAUCUUGCAUGGUGCUGAUGUCAAUGCAACUGGUGAAGAUGGAGAAACUGUUCUUCAUUACGCUGCAGACAAAAAUAGAUAUGAAAUAGCAGAACUUCUAAUAGCACAUGGAGCAAAUGUCAAUGCACAAAACGAUUAUGGAGAUACUCCACUAAAUUAUGCAUAUACGAGUGAAAGCAUGGAAGUAAUAAAUGUACUUAAAUCGCAUGGUGCACUUGAUUCAAAUGAUGACUAA